Macadamia integrifolia is the source of this 4174-nucleotide messenger RNA. Its product is annotated as myosin-binding protein 1-like. The transcript is spliced from 7 exons. Gene Ontology annotation, molecular function: myosin binding. Bases 541 to 3732 code for a protein of 1063 amino acids. NCBI's taxonomy places the organism in Eukaryota, Viridiplantae, Streptophyta, Magnoliopsida, Proteales, Proteaceae. The record is from RefSeq and is a predicted model, not a curated record.
UUUUGGUCAUAUUUUUCAUUCAUUUAAUUGCGAUCCUCUGUUCCUCCCUACUAUUCUUUUACAUCUUUCGAUCAUGUUACAGAAAAGAUACAGAUUCCUCUUAUACAAUGGAAUAGCUUUCCUUUGAAAUUCAAAAUAUAAAUAAUUUCUUUCACUUCUCCAUCUUUUUUUCCCAUUUCCUUCAUAACAAUUGGGUUUUACUUUUAAUGGAAUCUCUUUUUCUAAUGACGAAAGACUUACAGCUUUUUGCCUUUCGGUCUUCGUCGGUAUUUGUAGUUGUAGCCGACUUUUAGAUCUGUCGGCGUUUUCUUCCACUUUUCUUUUAGGAAAUUAGGAGAAAAGGGUCCCUUUUGAUUUGAUGAUCAGCUUCUGAAAUCAAUCUUCAUUUGGUGUGUUGUUUUUCGGAAGAACAGUUUUGAGCUUUUUGCUGUAUCUUGGACAUCGUUGCCAGAGGAUUGGUAUUUCUUCUUGACAAUUGGCGUUCUCUUGGUUUUGUCCUUUGGGGGGCCUUGCUUGAUUGCCCCAUAGAUUGUGCUGGGCAUGGCUGCAAGUGGGGCUUCAUCUGUUAAAGUACAGAGGUGUUCUAGAGGGUUCAGAACUGUUUUGGCUUCUGCUGUUCUUGAAUGGCUGCUGAUUUUUCUCUUAUUCAUUGAUGCAAUUUUCUCCUAUUUGGUGACCAAAUUUUCUCGGUAUUGUAAAUUGCAAAUCCCAUGUCUGUUAUGCUCGAGGCUUGAUCAUGUCAUAGGUGACGAGAAGCCAGGAUUCUAUAGAAAUUUAAUAUGUGGUGCCCAUAAGUUGGAGAUCUCAUCAUUGGUUCUUUGUCAUAGUCAUGAUAAGCUAGCUGAUGUUCAUGGAAUGUGUGAAAUUUGCCUCUUCUCCUUUGCUACACAGAACAAAUCCAAUGCUGAAACAUACAGGUUGCUGGUGGGUAAAUUGGGAAUGGGUCCUGAACACAGUGUCGAUGAGGAUCCCCUUCUCAAUGAUCCUACUCCUGAUUCUUUUAGGACAAGGCCCUGUUCAUGUUGCAACAACCCAUGGACGAUGCGAUCAGCAGCCAGUAGGUUUCUCCAUACCAAAUUGAUUGCACCUGAGCUUGGAGAACUCAAUGUUCCUUCCUUGGGUCCUCAAGAAAAUGGCAAGUUUCCAUACCAGGGUGGUAUGCAGAAGAGAAGGGAUAAACCAUCUGGGUUGCUGAGAGCUUCGCAUCAGGCUAGUCGCAGUAUUGAUCCUUUAUCUUAUAUUGGGUACACUGAGCUGAAGAUCACAUCUGAUACUGAGUCGGAAGUCCCAUUAUCUGAUGAAGAUGAUGCAAGUGCUCUGGAUUGUGAACCAGAUGAUCUCAACGAAGAUUUAAUAUCUCAAUAUGUGCAACUGGAGACUCAUCCAAGUAGUCCAGAGAUUUUACCUAAGAAUAUGACAGAUGAUUUGACCCUGGAGAAGAUGAUCCAUGAAACUUCUACAUCCGAGCAUUCAGUUUUAAUUCCACACAUUCAACUUGAAGUAGACAAGCCCCAUGGUGUGACAUCUUCUGCAACUGACGUUGCUAUUGGGCAUGGAUUGGAGGAGCUUAACUGGCACCAAGUUGAACAGAGAGUCAACCCUUCUGUACCAUGUGAACUUAUCUCACUAGAUGACAUUCCUGCAUCAACCUGUGUCAAAGAAGCUCCUGUUGAAGUACUGGGAGACAACUUAGAAGAUAUGGGAACUUCUGAUACUGGGCACACUAUCACAGAAUGUGGGGAAGUCUGUAAACCAGAAAGUGUGUCAACCAUGACAUUUGGAUUGGAGUUGAAAACAGGCGAGGUUUCAAAAGCCAUGGGAGCUCCUGUUGAAGUACUUGUGGACAACUUGGAAGCUAUGGGAACUUCUGAUACUGGGCACACUUCUUUCACAGAAAGUGGGGAAGUCUGUAAACCAGGAAAUGGGUCAACCAUGACAUCUGGAUUGGAGUUGACAACGGGCGAGGUCUCAAGUGCCACAGGAGCUCCUGUUGAAAUACUAGUCGACAACUUGGAAGCUAUGGGAACUUCUGACACUGGGCACACUUCUUUCACAGAAAGUGGGGAAGUCUGUAACCCUGGUGGUGGAUCAACCAUGACAUUUGGAUUGGAGUUGAAAACAGGCCAGGUUUCAAGUGAUUACGGUCCAUUAUUGCCCAAUUCUCUUUCUGAUGCAUACAAGUUAGCUGUGGGUAACAAGGGAAGUCAAGCAUCUGCUCAGCUUGCAGAACAACUUAGCGGGAUGGAUAGUGCAAGAGUUAGUGAGGAUCUCAAGCUGUUUUUGUCACAACUAUCUUCUGCCCGAGGGCUUGAGUUGUCAGUGAAUGAUAUGAGUCCCAAGGUGCAUGGAAAUGGUGAUGAAUUAAAGAUUUCUGAUUCUUCCAGCUCUGGAGUGCAGAAACUUCAAAGGAAGAUCUCACUUGAGAGGAAUGAAUCUGGGAUGGAUAGUGCAAGAGUUAGUGAAGAUCUCAAGCUGUUGUUAUCACAACAAUCUUCUGCCCGAGGGCUUGAGUUGUCAGUGAAUGAUAUGAGUCCCAAGGUGCAUGGAAAUGGUGAUGAAUUAAAGAUUUCUGAUUCUUCCAGCUCUGGAGUGCAGAUACUUCAAAGGAAGAUCUCACUUGAGAGGAAUGAAUCUGGGUUUGAGUCUUUGGAUGGAAGCAUUGUCAGCGAAAUUGAAGGUGAAAGUGUGGUUGACCGGUUGAAACGACAAGUUGAGUAUGACCGUAAAUCAAUGAGUGCUUUGUACAAGGAAUUGGAGGAAGAAAGAAAUGCUGCUUCUAUUGCUGCAAAUCAGGCACUUGCUAUGAUUACUAGGUUGCAAGAGGAGAAGGCAGCACUCCAUAUGGAAGCCUUGCAAUACCUACGAAUGAUGGAAGAACAAGCAGAGUAUGAUGUAGAAGCAUUACAAAAGGCAAACGAUCUGCUUGCUGAAAGGGAAAAAGAGAUACAAGAUCUGGAAGCAGAGCUUGAAUUUUACAGGGAAAAAUUCUCGGAUGAAUCAAUGUUGGAGAAAGUACAGGAGGCAACAUCUGAUAUGAGGGGCGUGGACAUGAGAGUGGAGCAUUCAGAGCCGAGUGGCAUUGAAACUGAUGCCAAUAUUCCUUGUUACUCUCCAACUACUAAAGAGUCAGAAAGCAAUGAUAAACCUGAAGGAACUAAUGAUUUGAACAUUUCAAAGAAAUCAGUAUUAGACUUGGAAGAUGAAAGGUUAUAUAUAUCACAAUGUUUGAAGAAGUUGGAAAAGAGGCUGCAUCUAUUUUCUGAUAAUUGGGUUUAUGUGGACUUGUCUAAUGGUGUGUAUUCUGGGAGGGACACACAGGAAGUUCAUGAUUUGGAAGAGACUCGUCAAAAUGAAUUAGGUCAAGAAACUAAUGAUUUGGUGGACGGAAAAUUUUCGGUUCAAAAGAGUGCGUUGCUACCUAAAGGAAACUCUCCUGCAGAAGAAACCGUUGGGAACUCUCUUUCUGAUGAUAAAGAAAAUGAUCAUGUUACUUGUGAUAGGGCGGGCUCCACCAUGGAUGGUGGAGUGUAUGGUUUGGAAUCUGUAGGGAGUGAAGUUUCAGACCUGAAUGAGAGGUUAGCGGCACUGGAGGCUGACAAGAAUUUUCUUGAGCAUGCUAUUAAUUAUCUUGGGAAUGGGGAUGAAGGAUUAAAAUUUAUUCGAGAGAUAGCUCAGCACCUAUGUGAACUACGGAAGAUAGGAAUAAGGAGAAGAGAGCAAGUUAUUGCUUGAGGUUUUGUCAUGGUGACCAAAAGGUAAACAAGGAAUUCAAACUUUGGAAAACAGAGAGUCAACUAAAUUAUCAGUCAACACUUGGAUGAAUAGGGAGGGUGCAUUCCAAGAGAUCCCUUACUACGUUCUGUCAAGAAUUGCAUGUACAGUAUUACCAGCUUGAUUGCUACUCCUACGAGCUGACAUUUCUCAUUUUCUUUUUCUUGGCUUCUUCUUUUUUUUCUUUUUUUUUUGUUUGGGCGGCUGAUAGGCUUGUUCUUCUUUUUUAUAUGUUUUGUAUUCUAUAUUGGCCUUCCAUAGGGUUUUUUUUCUGGGUUGGGGGAGUGGGUUGGCCAGAAAAAGGAUAAAUUGUACGAGGGGUUGAUUUUUUGUGUGUAAAGAUAAUUUAUUGUUCUAUUUCAUAAGGUUGGGUUCAAUUAGCCAACCUACUAUUUGAUGUGAA